This is a messenger RNA of Spirometra erinaceieuropaei, 5464 nucleotides long. Lineage: Eukaryota; Metazoa; Platyhelminthes; Cestoda; Diphyllobothriidea; Diphyllobothriidae. The record is from the annotation of a GenBank genome assembly.
AUGGACAAUUUUCCACCGGAAGUGCAGCAUAUUUUGGCACCCGCCUUUGACAUUCUUUCGGCCACGCAACUUACUCAAAUGGCUGAUCGGCUUAUGGAGAUGCACGGUUUUUUCAAGCCGUCUAUUUCAGCACUCUCAACUCCCUCAACUCCUCCUGCGUCUCCCAUUUCGCAGUUAGAGAUCGAGAUCAACAAGCUGGCCGAUGAUAUAACCGCUCUCCAGAAGCCCACAGUUUCUGCCUCCUCUCGGAGCCCAAUGAAGCCGUCCACCCAGCAUGCCUCGUCUAUUCAUUCAGCCCGUCCAAACGCAGCUGCAAUCUGCUGGUACCACACCACCUUCGGUGCUAAAGCCCGUCGCUGCGUCUCUCCUUGCUCCUUCACUUUCAAGCAGAGAAAACGGGUAAAACCGGUCAACCUGAAGGUCUGUGCAGCCAAACUUCCCGACAGCUCUAACCCUGGUCGCACAUUGUACGUCCGCGACACCCGGAGUGGCAGACGUUUCUUGGUUGACACUGGUGCCCAGCUAAGUGUCAUUCCACCCACACCAGCUGAUCGUCGGUGCCCCAAUCCCGGUCUUUUCCUACAGGCCGUCAACACAUCGCCGAUUACCACAUUUGGCACCUGCUCCUUCUCUCUGGACAUCGGUCUCCGGCGUCUCUUCCCUUGGGUCUUCGUCGUUGCUGACAUUCCUUGUGCAAUUCUCGGUGCAGAUUUCCUCACCGCUUUCGAUCUUCUGGUCGACUGCCGUCAGUCACGUCUACACGACAAGACUACCAUCCUCACUGUCCGGGGUAUCUCUUCUUCCGACGCCUCCCGUCAUCUUGCCACCUUGGACCCUGAACCCGAGAAUCCAUUUCGGCAACUCCUCGCAAACACCCCGGCCUCACUCGUCCCAACUUCAACGUUUCUAUUCCACCACAUGAGGUUGUUCACCACAUUCGGACCACCGGCCCUCCCGUGUUUUCUCGCCCCCGCUGUCUCGCGCCUACACGUCUUGCUGCCGCCAAGGCCGAAUUCGAGCACAUGCUUCAAAUGGGCAUCAUCCGCCAGUCUGAAAGCCCAUGGGCCUCACCCCUCCACAUGGUUCCAAAGGCCGCCACUGGUGACCGGCGCCCUUGCGGUGAUUACAGGGCCCUGAACAACGUUACUGUCCCGGACCGCUACCCUGUCCCACAUCUUCAGGAUUUUGCUGGUGCCCUAUUCGGCAAGUCUGUAUUCUCAAAGAUCGAUCUGGUCCGUGCUUUCCACCAAAUUCCCAUAGCCCCAGAGGACGUUUCGAAGACGGCCGUUACCACCCCCUUUGGCCUCUUUGAGUUCCUGCGCAUGCCGUUUGGACUUUGCAACGCCUCCCAGACCUUCCAAAGGCUUGUAGACAGAGUGCUUCGCGGCCUACCAUUUGUCUACGCCUAUAUCGACGACCUUCUAGUAGCCAGCUUCACCACCCAAGAAUACAUGGAACAUCUUACAACGGUGUUUGACCGCCUUCAACAAUUUGGCGUUGUUCUCAACCCGUCCAAGCGCGUCUUUGGUGUGCCCUCCCUACAAUUUCUAGGUCAUCUGGUGACUCCCACGACAUUUGCCCUCUUCCCUCAAAGGUUGCCGCCAUUCGGGACUUUCCACUCCCUGCCUCGAAGCGUCAGUUGCAACGGUUUCUUGGUAUGGUGAACUUUUAUCGCCGGUUUCUCCCGAACUGUGUCGAUAUCAUCCUAACUCUGACCAAUCUCCUCUCCGGUUCUAAACACGCUUUUUAACUUACACCGGCAGCACUCACGUAAUUUGAGCAGGUAAAAGCCCUUCUGGCUGAUGCCACCCUCCUGACUCACUUUCACGCUGAUGCACCCAUAUCUUUGAUGGUCGAUGCCUCCAAGGUUGCUGUUGGCGCGGUCCUUCAACAAAGUCUGCCGGAUUCUACCGUGCCUUUGGCUUUCUUCUCCAAGAAACUAUCCAAGGCCGAAACCCGCUACAGCACUCUCGGACGUGAACUUCUCGCCGCUUAUCUUGCCGUAAGGCACUUCCGGCACUUACUCGAAGGUCGAGAGUUCACAAUUUUUACUGACCACAAACCGUUUACUUUUGCACUUCGUUCCCACUCCGACAAGUAUAAUCCGAGGGAAAUCCGCCAACUGGACUACAUCUUCCAAUUCACCACCUACAUCCGCCACAUUGAUGGCACGAAGAAUGAGGUGGCUGAUAUGCUGUCCAGACCCUCACUGUCUUCCCUCCACCUCUCACACGGGAUCGAUCUUUGUGCCAUGGCGGCUGAGCGACAGCGAGUCGGUUGUCCUGGUAACGAGUCUGUUAGUGGUCUCCAACUCAAAGACGUUCCUCUGACCACCGGCUCUGGUACCAUACUUUGUGACGCCUCAACUCCCUUUCAUUGCCCUUUCGUGCCCGCCUCGAUGCGUCGAGCUGUAUUUCAAACUUUGCAUGGACUCUCCCACCCUGGGAUCCGAGCCUCUCAAAAGCUCCUCGCGGAAAGGUUUGUCUGGCCUGGCAUGAACAAGGACGUCAGAGCUUGGACUCGGUCCUGUCUGAGCUGCCAGCGCAACAAGGUGCAGCGUCACAACAAGUCCCCACCAGGCACUUUCCCCAGUCCCGACGCACGGUUCAGCCAUGUGCACUUGGAUGUCGUAGGCCCUUUGCCUCCAUCCAAUGGUUUCACCCACCUCCUUACCUGUGUCGAUCGAUACACUCGCUGGGCUGAAGCUAUUCCUUUGCCGAAUAUUCAGGCUGAAACCAUCGUGAAGGCAUUCGUCAGUCGUUGGAUCGCCAUGUUCGGUGCCCCAUCCACGGUUACGACUGAUCGUGGUGCCCAGUUUGAAUCGGCACUCUUCCAGACGGUACUCAAUUUCCUUGGCUGCACACGCAUUCGGAUGACAGCCUACCACCCAGCUGCCAACGGUAUGGUGGAACGUUUCCAUCGUCAGCUAAAGACCGCCCUGCGUGCCGUAGAAGACCCAGGAAACUGGUCGGACAACCUCCCCCUUGCACUCCUUGGCAUCCGCGCAGCUCUGAAGUCGGAUUUGGGCUGUAGCACAGCUGAAUUGGUUUUUGGCACUACCCUCCGACUGCCAGGCGAGAUGAUCACUCCAACCUCUCGUGGGGCCGACGAGACUCCUGACAAUCUUGUGCACCGUUUGCGGCAAUUUAUGCGCUCACUUUCCCCGGUUCCACCUCGAGCUCCAAUGACUGAGUCUUAUGUCGAAAAAUACUUGGACAGCUGUAUUCAUGUGUUCGUCCAGUGUGACCGCGUGCGCCAGCCGCUGGAAUCACCAUACGAAGGACCGUUCCGCGUGCUCGCGCGCAACGCCAAGAUCUUCCGGAUUCUUUGCAGUGACAAGGACGACGUGGUCAGUGUCGAUCGUGUCAAGGCUGCUGUUGCAGAGAAGCCGCCGGCCCCGUCACUAGGACAAAAAUGUGCUGACCCCCUAACCCCUGUUCCUCAUUCUUCCCUAUCCCGUGAUCAUUCACCCUGCCCACUACCUCGCCCUUCCCAUCCCUUGCCCUGUAUCCCUCCGUCCCGUAUACUUCCUUUGCGCUCAUGUCCGCAACCCACAACUGCAACUACUCCUUCAUCAACCAACAACAGUGUAACCGCGAGCCAUACUCACUCUACUCCUGUGCCCCCUGUAUAUAUCACCCGUAGCGGACGCCAUGUUCACUUUCCUGACCGUUUGGUCACUCAUGUUUUUUAGAUAUCAAUAGUUCCUUCGGCAUCGCUACGCUCCGCCUUCGGUCUAGCCGGGGGGUACUGUGGCGGUUCGCGUCUCCUCACCCUCCGCCUUUGUCACGCUGCCGUCCUGUCCGCCUCACACUCCGUGUCGAGACGCUGCUGGGACGCGCGUGUGCUCGAAGCCAAUCAACGCUGUCCCCACUCUGAUUGGCUGGCGACGUGGAGACACACGUCGCUAACGAACACCUCGAAGGCGGACACAGACAACAGCUUGCUCGCAGCGCGCUCGCGGCGACUGCCUACAGAGCCCUAGUGAACGUACUUCCUCAGGCAGUAAAGGUUGUCCAAAUCAAACCGUCUUCUCUGACUUUUGAUUGGGAAACUUUAUUUUGUCGACCACACAACUUUCGACAGGCCGUCUCCCUUUAUCCGCUGCAACUUGGGUUUAGUGUCUAAUUUUCCUCUAGAUCCAGCGCAUUUUGCAUAUUAAGAUGUGUUGAUGAAGCUUAUUCGUUUGUGAGUUAGAAAUUACCGGUCUAAGGCAUCUGGCCAGACACAGUUGUGCACACUGCGUCCGUCGCAAGUUGAAAUAGUUAAUAGCAGAUUACGAGGGUUAAACACUUAUCUACCGACAGAGUUCUCUCAGAGGUGCAGAAGUCUAUCCGACUUAGACUCCUGGAAGGGCACAAAGUACAGACAGCUUUUGCUGUACACAGGAAUUAUUGUCCUGAAGGACAUUUUACCGUCAGGUCACUAUAGACACUUCCUCAUCCUGUUCACGGCCAUAAGUUUGCUAGCCUCAGCGGACACUUACAUGUCAAGCAUAGGCUACGCUAGGCAUUUAUUAAAGCUGUUUACCUGUAAAUUCGCUACGUUAUAUGGGCAGGAACGCAUGGUCUACAACAUCCACAGCAUCAUGCAUAUUGCUGAUGAUGUCGAACGUCAUGGGGCCUUGGAUUCCUUCUCAUAUUUCGCAUUUGAGAGUUACCUUGGUCGUCUGAAGAGACUUUAACGUGGUCCACCCAGACCGCAACAGCAAAUAGCUAGGCGACUUAGUGAAUUUGACGUACAAAGUGUGUGUUCGCACAGUGGUCAACAGAUUCGGCUUCUGCGUAAGCACACCACGGGCCCGAUUCUAUAGGGCUUUGAUGUUUAACAACAGUUUACCUGCAUAGUGGGCACCGGUUUUCGAGUGGAUACUUCCUCAGCUAAUCGGUGCAUAACCCUAGGCGACAAAAUAGUCUGUGUAAAGAACAUACUUCUAGACAGAAAAGGACAGAUUCUACUAGUAUACAGCGAAUUCAAUAACAUCGCUGAUUACUUCCUGUAUCCUGCAGAGUCAUCAGCCAUGCAGGUGUAAACAGCUGAUAUCUCAAAAACGAUUGAUUGUGCACACUUUCCCAUGACCUUCUCUAAGUACGUUUGCUUUCCUCUAGAUAACUCGUACAUAUUAAUAAAUAUAUUAGGCUAUGAACAAGCAGCUUUGGCCACUAUCACUCCCGUCCCCUCCAUGGACAAUGCUCGUUGACCUACAACCACACAGUACCUAGUUAGUGGUUAACGAGCAUCAAGGGAUGUAGUGGACGUAGUAACAGGUGAAGCUACUAACUCUUAUUCUUUCCCUGUGUGGUUUUAGACAUCAAUGGCCACCUCUUCCAGUGACGAGGAGACUGGUCGGCGACAGUCAACUAGACAACGCCGCAAUCCCUUUGAUAGGCGAUACUGGGAACUUGGCGAGCCGCCAAUGUCACCGGUAGUAACUUACCAUAUGCUUACAACGGUUCCUGCUUAG